Letharia columbiana is the source of this 300-nucleotide messenger RNA. RefSeq lists its product as uncharacterized. Bases 1 to 300 code for a protein of 99 amino acids. NCBI's taxonomy places the organism in Eukaryota, Fungi, Ascomycota, Lecanoromycetes, Lecanorales, Parmeliaceae. The record is from RefSeq and is a predicted model, not a curated record. The transcript is spliced from 2 exons.
AUGGCUACUAGACCAUCUUGUAUCCGGCUCCUACAUGUUGCGCUCUACGAUCGAGGCGUACAGGACGCCAACGCCACCCUACCCACUCUGCACGACACUACAGAUCCCAUAACAUCGGGUACUACGCCCCAUAAUCUUAAUACCGGCUUCGCUAAAACAGGCAAGGAUCUCUGGCGCUUCGAAAGCAAGAGCAUUCCUCAAGAUGGCCCCAGCCUGCUACUGGUUCGCAUAACCAUCAUCGAGGUAGUGACUGAGGUCAGCUACUCGAUAUUUGGAGGGUGGGGUACUCUGGUCCGGUAG